Amoebophrya sp. A25 is the source of this 8078-nucleotide messenger RNA. The record is from the annotation of a GenBank genome assembly. NCBI's taxonomy places the organism in Eukaryota, Dinophyceae, Syndiniales, Amoebophryaceae.
GUAAAUGUUGAUGACAGCGAUGAAGACUUGUGUGAAGGACUAGAUGGGUUGAAGGAGUGGCCUUGCACUUGCGCGUUUACACUUAAAACAAAUGUCGGUUUUCGUCGGUGCGGCGGCCGUAGUCGAGGAAGAGUGCGGACCGCCUUCGUCACACUACGAUGGGGUGGUGACCGACACGGCCGACGGCGUAAACAAUCCUACGAGGUCUACGGGGAUCGCAAACAACGGCACCGGGACAUCUUCAAUCUCUCGGAGCUUGCUAAGUGAGGCAGAAGCUAGUCAAUUGAGUGCCGCUCUAGUGCGGUUACACUCGCACAACAAGAUUCUGGCCUAUGAGCAUGCUAAACAGCAGAACGAGCUCCACGCAUGGAAGGUACGGGCGUCAGAAGGGGGCUCACUUCUUGCUGGUGGCCGUGCAAGUAAUCGGGAGGACCGAGGUGAAUUCUACCUACACCAGGAGGAACAAGAAGAUGACAUUGACAAUUCAAUCUCAAUUCCACCUCUCCGGAGCCAAAGUCUGGGCUCAACAUCGCAGAAAUCUGCGAAGACGCGAACAAAAAGCACGGCGCCUUCUGCUAGCGACCAUCUACCACCGACAAGUACGGGAGAUGCAAGUGACCAUGGAGCCGCAACAACUACGAUGGACGACUCAGUCGUCUUAUGGAAUCAAAUUGAUAGUUCGUGUUUGAUCCAGCAGUCCUCAUCUUUACAGCAUUCGUCGGCACAUCAUGAUAAUGCGUCAACAACGACACGACCUCUAGCGGAUCAUAGGGGAUCUCGUCCUCCAACAGGCCUCCUUGGAGCUAGUUAUCAAUUCGGAGGUAGCAGCAGCUCUACUUCAGCACAACAUCACAAAAGUGUUACAUUCAGAGAACACCAGAGUCCACAAAAAGAGGUACUAGAUAGGUGGGUGGGGUCGAAGACUACGUCCGAGCAAGGUGGAGAUGGGCUCCUUCUAGAAGAUCUUCAACAUCCAAGAACUAGAGGUACGCCUGUGGAUACCGCCUCAUCAAGGUGGACUCCAGCAGACGAAGAUAGAGAUCGUGAACAUUCGCAUUCAUCCUCUCCUCGAAACAACUACAACACUUCUGUGAUAAAAAAUAAGAAACUCGAAGAACUACGUGAAAGCCAUCAGAGCAUGUUGGAGAUGCAAAGGGCAGCGCUUCUUACCCUGUGGUCCACAUGGACAUGUCGGAAUCACGCCAGACGACUCCAACGUCUUGCGUUUCGUUGCUGGCACCAAGAAGCGUGUUGCGCGAGUAGAAAUUUAAAACGAAUACGGAAAGAGGCAGCUGAACAGAUGACGCAACUGAAAGACAGACACAGGACGGAGAUGAAAGAACUAGGUAUGGCUAUCAUGAAAAAGUAAAGCGAAAAUGAAUAGAUGCAGAUUUCGUGCAUUUUUGUACUCCAAAGCAUCUUCUUCAUCUUUGCAUACAAGAUGACAAAGCUUAGCUCUAAUUCAACAGCGAGAAGCGCACAACAGACUGCUGAUGUGGAAACCGCCUGGCGAACCGAAACAGCCAUUGCCACAGCACAACAGCAGGAUGCGUACCAAGGUAGAGCUUUGGACAUCUUCAACAGUUUGACGCUUCAUCUACGUUCCACUUCGCGGACUGCUGUACACGGACAGCUGCGCCAGAUACUCAGUCACUGGCGUAACCAGGCGAUGGCACGAAGACACUUGCUGGAUUUGUGUCAUGUGAACCGUCAGCGCGACGCAGACCGCAAACUCUCGAAGAUGUUGCGUCUUCGACCGUGUUUUUAUGGUGACUGAAGGUCUUGUUGAGCGUUUCAUCGUCUUGAUAUCUUCACUUUGUAUGUUCAUUUAGUUCAUCUACAGUAGUUGCUCUAGUUCAUCUAUUUACUUAUCUAUUAUACAACUCUAUUAACUCAAGGUACGCAAUGUUGAUCUGAAUCUUCUUCUUCAAACACUUCUAAUUCCCUGCCAGUUGGCGUCACCACGCAGCAAAACUCCGAAAUUCCGGUCGAUCAGUCCGUAAUCGUGAUAUCGAGAGCACGAACCUCUCACGCCGGCAUCUUCUGGGGCCUGUGUGGCGCGCAUGGCGCUCUUAUUUUCGCCGAGUUCAGGCAUUUUGGACUCGAUAUUUCUUUAUCCGCCGACAUAGAAAACGCGAGCUCCUGCCCAAAGUCCUUCACACUUGGGCAGGUUGUGUGCGGGAGGAACGGUUGAACACAGAAGUUACAAAGUUGGAUGAGGAAAACAAGAAGCUUGUUGCGGAUGUUGAAGAGACCAAGAAACUUCUCACGCAGGUGGAAGAGCAGGAGAGCAGAAGAGUGCAAGAACUUGUAGCUCUGGAACAACAGCACCGAUAUAUACAACAAAACAACAAUAACCACAUCACAAGAACCUUCAUCCAGACGAGGCCGACUUCUAACAACUACACGACCAUGACAAUAUUACCCGGUGCACAAGACCAUCGAGAAAAGCACCAGAUGACCAUUCCAGCAACGUCUACGUUGAGACUCCUUGCUCGCAGUGACUGUGAUAACGUCAGCAUACAUCCAAGUGAAGGCGAAAUCUUCGACCUUAGUAGAGGUGGAGCUGCUCCGAUUCCAUCAAAUUUUGCGGACAACGGCACCACUAUAGGGCAAAUAGCUGAAGCCACCGGUCGUAGAACAGAUUCACUUCUGACCCCUUUGAUGAAUCGAUAUGGCGUAUUCCGACCUGCCGAAAUAGAGCCUGCUCUUGCGGGAGGCGCAACAAGUGAACAACAAGAAAUGUCGCCUCAUUCUCAUGUUGAUCAAGGUGAUGAAGUACAACAUGAUGAUCAUGACCAUGUUAUUCAAGAAACACUACAAACACUACACGAAGAUGAAGCCAACGAGAAUGAACAAGGCCUUCUUUCAGUGGUAUCACAAGAUCAUCAUGCUGACCGAGAGGACGCAGAUCUCCACAUCAGAGGUCACUUGCAUGCGCAUAUACUGUCCAGUACCAUCGAUAAAAUGCAAAGAGGACUUCGACUACAGGCUAUGGCAAUAGCGUUUCGGCGGCUGCAUCAUCAAAAAGAAAAACUGGCUUUUCGGUGCAACUACGGACAGAUGCAGAUCGAGAAUUUCGUUUAAGACUGAGUCAACAACAAUUGUUCCAACGCUUCGUUGCUACUAGUAAAAACGUUACUCCUAGUUCCAAAAAGUGAAAGUAUGUGUUGCUCAUGACCCAGUUUUCUUGCUAUGAGUUUCGGAAACUCUGUCCGAAUUUCAUCUGAAGACUAUAAAAUCUGUUUCUGCUCUAAUUCGCCUCUCGCAAGCGCUUCAAAGACUUGCGACGAACCUUUGAAGCAUUCGUAGCGCACCAGCGACGUAGUGGAAAAUUCUAUGCUUUACGGUUUCGUGCGCUCUUGCGUACCCAGAGACAGCUUUUCAGCGGGUGGCGAAUAGGCACAGUUGCUAGGCGCGAGGUCGCUUGGAACGAAGCGGCGCUUCAAAGAAGAGAUACGUUGGCGAAGGAGGUUGAGUUACGAUGAAUGGUGGUGGUUCUGGGUCUUUAUUGUUCUUAAGUAUAAUGCAGUUCCUUUUAGUCACUUGCUAUUUGUAUCUGAUGAAGAUUUGCAUUUACUGCUGCCUUCUACUUGUUUGAUGUGGCCUGCUCAGCUGGCUUCUCGGUCGUUUGUCCUCUUCUAACCCAAGCCUUCGUCAUUUCCAAGCAGAAACUGCAAGAAGAGAAGCUGGCUCGCGCUGUCCUCCACAUUUGGCAGAGUGGGAAUAGUGAACUCAGAACGCGUUGUGCGUGUUUCGUGCGUCUGAUUCAGUUAAGGCUAGUAUCUCAGCAGAAGAAUCCUUAGCGCCAUCCUUCCUACCUUGGGAUUGUGUUUUUUUUCAACGGAGAAAAGGGAAAAGGCUCAGAAUCCCCGCCCACGCGGUUGUAGAAGCUCUAAUCCAGCGCAUCAUAGGCGAAAAACAACGCCAGCAAACAGGGAACGCAUUUUGGACUUUGAAGCAUAGUGGAAUCCGCCAAGUCGUCCGCGAUUUAGAAAAGAGCUGUUGCACACUAGCGGGAUUCGACAAACUGAAAAAUCUCGUGAAAAUGAAAAAUAGAGCAUGGAUGGGGGCAGGUAUUUUAGCCUCUGGAAGAUAGAUCUUCGUGGAUGGGAGCAGGUAGAGAUGAUAGUGAUGAGAUUCCUUCAGGCAUCUACUUGACGUUGACUACCUCCGCAUAUGUUGUAUCAAAAAUAAACUAAAACUACAACAUGCACGUUGGCGUUGACCUCGCACACACUGGAUAUGUCGAUCCAUCUCAAAUUUCCUCUCGAAAUUCAGCACUCCUGCGGCUCCGCGCGUGCAGCUUCGGCACUGUGGUACGGAGACUGGACAUGAGCUGUCAACUAGAGGUAAAGCAGAUAGCACAAGAGAAGAGGAAACUGGAUUAUGGCCAUCCGGGUUAAUUUUUAAUUUUAUACAAUGUCGCACGAGUUGUAGAAGUAGGAUUAGUAUUGUAGUUGUUGUUGUAGAUCUGUGUUGUACUUGUAUUUGAGAAUGAGCAUGUAUGUUUAAAGCUACAGGAGAUAAUUCAUAUUCAUUUUCUAAUUCCCAGCCCUCCUAGACUCGCAGCAACUUGCCUUUCGUGAAGAACAAGCGCGUACGGAAACGGAGAAAACAGCUGUUUUGGCAACACGCAUCGAGGAACUGGAGAAGGCUGUGGUGUCAAAAACAACCGAGCUUGAAAGCCUAGAAACGGAGAGUGGUCUCGAAAUAGCGAGAUUAGAAAGUAGUUUGAGCGAGGCCGCUGCACAACGAACAGCUCUCGAAUACAAACAUGGGGAGGAAAAGGCAAUUCUGAGAAGGGAGAAUGUUAAGGAUGGGGAUUUCAAUUUCAUAGUUCGAAGGGUAAGUCCAAACUAGUCUGGAACUACAAAUUUGUGGAUUAAACUGUACUGUUGAUGAUCACUCAACAUAUUCUGCUUAUUUCAAGUUUCAAGUUCAACACCAGCAUAUCAUCAAUUUUCUCUAAAACCGAGACCUUCAAGGAGCAAGCCCAGCAACAACUGCAAGAUUUGCAAUUGGCGAUUGCUGAAGAGAAAGCAUUGCUUUUGCAGGCGCUCGAAAGCGAGAAGGGAAGGUCUGCAGCGUCAAUACAGGACGUAGAGUGGCAGUGGCACGCAGAGCAUGAGCGUCUGGUUCAAGAAGCGCACACAGCAAGAGAGGAAUCCAGACGGAUGCAGGAAGAGAAAGAGUCAUUGCUUUUAUGAGGUGCUGUACGAGAAGUGAAGAUUUUUAUAGUCACCAGCCUGGUACUAUCAUUCAAGGUCGUCAUCUUGAUCUUACUUUGUAUGGUUCUGGUAUUUGGUAACCUGAAUUUGAUCAUAAGGGUUCUCUUCUUGUUUUCCCUUAUGAUCAAAUUCAGGCUACCAAAUACCGGAACCAUUCAGCAAGGUCGUCAUCUUGAUCUUACUUAAUUAAUAACGGUCAUCCACGACCAACAUCACUCGAAGCAGAUGACAGUUUUACUUCCGCUUUUUUAGACUUUUUUGCAGCUCCUUCCGACCAUGGUAGAGUUAAAUGCGUCUGUCACUACAAAAUCCCCUUUCAUAUACCCUGAAAUUGGAGCACCAGCAAGAGACCGAGGCUUCUCUUCGACGUAGUCUCGAGGAAUAUUGCAACGUACAGGAGGUCGCCCACACUCGAGUUACUUGCGAAAGCGAGAACCUCAUGCAUCGGGUCAAAGCGUUGGAGAAACAACUGGUAGAAGAGCGUAAACGCUUCGAACAGAGUCAGGAAGUUGUCCUGUCGCAGUCUCAAGAACUCUGUCGCAUGGCGCAACAACAGAUGCUGGCGAGAAGUAAACCGACUAAGAAAGCCAGUGCAGGACGGUUAAGGCUCGUACUAGAGUUAAUUCAUCUUUGAAUGCGUGUCUCAUAAAAAGGAUUGUCCUGAAUUACAGGAAAGCUGCAAAUGCACGACUGCUUCAAUGUUGGAGUACAAUGAAUUAGAGAGGACGAAUCUAAGACGAGGUCGCAGCAUUGGCGUACCUGGUAGCAGGGUGCAAUCUUUUCGAAAGCCUGGUGAGUUUCAUAAGGGAUCAGCUCCUCCACCCCCAGUGGUGCAACAGCCGGGUAUUGUAGUUGUGCAAAAAGAUGUAGAUCAGUCCGCUUUGGGAAUCGGUAUGCCGCAGGAGGAACGACAACAUCAACAGGAGCCGCAUCAGCGUUCUUACGUUGCGCCACCAUUAACAUCUUCUGUUGCACCUAGUAAUACUACGCGUGUGGUAGCUGUCUCGUCCGGUGAUCCUCGCUCCUCUUCACCAGUCAGAAAGCACCAGCCGGUGAAACAGCCUCCCAAGCCUCAAGUUACUUCCACUGCAGGCACAGCUCCACUGAGUCCCCCAACUACUCGCAGGGCUGCAAAUGUAUAUCCGCCUAGCCGCUCAAGAAGUGUUGCGAGUAGUGCGUCGAGAAGACGCGGAGGUCCUCUAGAUGCGAAAAGACAGCGGCCACGGUCCUUUCUUUCUUCAGGUAGCAGCAUGGUGUCGUCUCCAUCUCCAAAGAGAAAUAACUCACACUCCACGUCUGUGUCUGUCGGUCGUCGGAGAGCAAACUCAUCGAUAUCUCCACGAAAAAAAGCCAUAGUGUUUGAUGCUGAUUCGGGCCGCGUGGAAAUCGCAUCACGACGCGUUUCAAGUACUCUUAGGACCCGCAGUGGUCUUGAUAAGGGGCCAUAUUCAAGGACAUCCUCCCAACAUAACUCGCCUAAAAAGAACCUUGGGCAACAAGUUCAAGCCCUCUACGGAUCAAGUCCGUUGCGAAACAGGACAGCAACCCUACUGGCCCAAAGCAGUAAACAAAGACUUGAGCAGCAGCACAAGAACUUUUUGACAAGCACUAUAUCAAGUCGUGCACAUCAAGAUCAUCAACAGCAGAACAGUGGAUCCUUGCGUCAAUCUCGAACAUCUGAAAGAUCGCACUCGCCUUUUCACAUGCCCAAAAGGCAUCAGGCACAAGAAGAGAGGCCUCGAAGUCGAGGGACGCGAAGUCGAGGGGACAGUGGAGCAAGCAACUCAACACUCCUAUCUUCGAUACAUCCUCUGUUAUGGAACUCAGUCUGUACUUUUGGCUCUUGAAAGAGAGCACGACCUAGUAUAUCAUCUACAUGCGAAGAUAUAGAAGGAGUUAGAUGUGAAUCGAUCAUGACAGUUAGAUAUAGAAGGAAUUAGAUGGGAAUCGAUCAUGACAAUUUUUACCUCGAGCUACUUAGGCACAUUCAUUCAUUCAUUCACUCAUUCAACAAAUCUCUAAUCCUUGCAAGCAUGAUUGGUGGAAGAGGAGCUCCGGAUCCACGAAAAGGAGGCCCAGAAAAUAAGACGACGAAAGGAGCAGGCUUUCUCAAUUCUUCGCUAGCCAUCGCGAGGUCGGCUAGUAAUGUAGGAGGCGGUGGAAAUUUAGUCAGUACUGCUCGUGGUACGUCUUAUCGCGGACCCUUCCGGAAAUGAAUACUUGCUGAGUUGGUGUUCUUGUGGUAGAAGUACUGUAUAUAUUAGACGUGGGGCUGACAGGACCACGACAGCGCCGGCGCUUAUUUAGUAGUAGAUAAGUUCUUGCCUGACCCUUCUUUUUUAGGUUUUGUCUAGUUAGGUAUGCUCCACCAACAUACCUUAGACAUGAUAUUUAGAUACAACAACGCAUUAUUCAUCAACUUGCAACAGAUGGUGGUCUACACAAGUUAAAGCGCGUUAGAAAAUAUUAUAAAUCGUUCCAGGAGUAAGACGGAAACUAGCACCAGUGAUUUGAGUUUGCAGCAUCAUUUUGAUGAUUUGGUUUAGUCAACAACAACCAUACUGGAUUUGGAACUCAACGCAACCCCAACGAGCCUAUCAAACAAGUACAAGCUGGUCCCUAGAGGACUAGAAGCAACAACUGGCGGAAUGAAUCCUGGGAGUAGUACUAGUAGCAGAAUAGAGACUAAGACUAGUUAAGACAUCAAACACAUGAUCAUCACCUCGACGGCAUCAAAUCCUUUUUCUCAAAGCGAAUAAAAGACAUUACUGCAAACCCCGGUAUUGACAAAAAGUUACGACAUGAGCACGACAACGACAAGGUGGUCAAGAAUGAUUUCUUCUACAU